This is a messenger RNA of Komagataella phaffii GS115, 2154 nucleotides long. RefSeq names its product Exonuclease component of the nuclear exosome. Gene Ontology annotation, biological process: poly(A)-dependent snoRNA 3'-end processing; nuclear polyadenylation-dependent snRNA catabolic process; nuclear polyadenylation-dependent CUT catabolic process. The record is from RefSeq and is a predicted model, not a curated record. The transcript has a single exon. Bases 1 to 2154 code for a protein of 717 amino acids. Gene Ontology annotation, molecular function: 3'-5'-RNA exonuclease activity; nucleotide binding; nucleic acid binding. Gene Ontology annotation, cellular component: nuclear exosome (RNase complex); nucleolus. Lineage: Eukaryota; Fungi; Ascomycota; Pichiomycetes; Pichiales; Pichiaceae.
AUGAAAGACAAAGUAGAAGGAGUUCAAGAGCUCUUUCCCGAAUUGGCGAAUGCCAUAAGGAUAGCUACAGCUAUAGAGGCUCAGGAUAUUAAGUUUUAUGAAUCUUUGGAUAAAUCGUUGGAAGCAUCUGUGACGGAAUCGAGUAAGAAACUGAUCUCUCUUACAAAUAAAAUACUUACAUGUUUGAAUGCUAAAACGCUCAAAUAUGACCCUUCUAAUAUUGACACUGAUUAUACAGAGAUUACAAAUGGCCUGGAUAGUCUGUGCGAAAGAGUGGACAUUCUUUUAGAUAAAGCAAGUAAACCUAGUAGUACGAAUGAUGUCAAAUAUUUGGAAGACAGUAUCAGCAAAGAUCAGGCUAGCAGAAAAUCAAGCAAAGACAUGAUCAAGCCUCAAAUCGAAUAUAAUUACCCCAUUGACAACACAGAGUCUAAUCCUUUCAGGCCUCUACUCAAUCAAAAGUAUAAUAGUGUAGUGCCGUUCGAAGAGGUCCAUAAACUUGUCCCGGAGACUGAUGACAAUCCGCAACACCAUAACCACCCUUAUGAAUUUGAAAUUAAUAGCCAGGAAUAUCCAAAAUGGAUUUUGGAAAGAAGAGAGCCGAUUGUGAAUCAGCCUUGGGAGUCGACUACUGCAAUUUAUGUGGAGACAGAGCAACAAGUCGGAGACAUGAUAGAUACGCUAAGUAAAGCAGAUGUCAUCGCAGUGGACUUGGAGCAUCAUGAUCUUCGUACUUAUUACGGUUUGGUGUGCUUGAUGCAAAUCAGUACUCGAAACCAGGAUUACAUUGUUGAUACGCUAAAGUUAAGAUUCAAACUACAACCCUUGAAUAAAGUUUUUACAGACCCCUCUAUCGUCAAAGUAUUUCAUGGAGCAUUCAUGGAUAUAAUUUGGCUACAAAGAGACCUUGGUCUUUACGUAGUCAGUUUGUUUGAUACUUUUCAUGCGUCAAAGCUGCUAGGAUUUCCUAAGCACAGUUUGGCUUACCUAUUAGAAACAUAUGCAAAGUUCAAGACAUCUAAGAAGUACCAACUUGCAGACUGGCGAGUGAGACCAUUAACUAAACCAUUACUAGCAUACGCGAGGUCAGACACCCAUUUUCUGUUGUACAUUUUUGACCAGUUGAAUAAUAUGCUGAUAGAAAGUGGAAAACUUUCUCAAGUUUUGUAUGAUUCUCGUCAAGUUGCCUUGCGAAGGUUCGAGUAUACAAAGUUCAGACCUAACUUUCCUACCCCAUUGGUUGUGUCUCCCUUAAAUGAUCGAAAGGAACCUUGGAAGCAACUUCUUUAUCUCUACAAUAUUCCACGAUCAAGACAACCUGUUUUUAUCGCAUUGUAUAACUGGAGAGAUGAGAUUGCUCGUGAAGAUGAUGAGUCUACAAGAUAUGUCCUUCCUAACCAAUUGUUGGCGACUAUCACAAGUAUCAGCCCUACCGAUGUUUCCAGUUUGAUGUCCUGCUCAAACAUAAGAACUCCUUACUUGAAGAAAUACGCCACUGAGUUAGUGGAAAUUAUCAAAAGCACGUUGAAAGAAGGGGCUGAGAACCAGGAUGUCAAGUCUCUUACUAGUAAUGGUAUAGAAAAAAAAGCAGAGAAUGUCGAUUAUCAGACAGUUUUGAAUUCUGAUAGAUUAUACUCCCAUCUAAUGGACAGCCAAAAACAGUUAGACAAUGAAGCACUGAACUUGCUCAUCCAGGAUUCUAGGAUAUUACUGCAUUCAUCCAACGUUGCAGUAUCUUAUUCAAAGAAUAAUGUCAGUGAAGAAUCGCUAGAUGAACGUGGCACUAGUCAGGUACUGAAGAUUCUUGCACCCCAAGCGCUAGUUGUAAGUGAAUCGGAGAACGAGGAGGAGGAAGUCAAGACUCCAGAAACGAAGGCUGAACCAGAGAAAGAGGAUCCAAGAGAAGUGAUUGUUUUAAAUAGAAGUGCAAGGUCGAAACCACAACCAGUUGUACCAGAGGUAGAUGAUCAACCACCAUUAGAUUUUGCAGGAGCAGAUAAAGUGAUGCUAGAGAUAGAGCCCAGGAAAAAGCCCAAGCAAUCACGCAAGAAACGUAGUUUUGAUCCUUAUGCGCAGAGCAAUAAAGAUCCACAUCCUGAACCUAAGAAACACGCUAAGUUCAAUGAGAAUCGAAGUGCUGUCUUUAAGAAGUAG